Loxodonta africana (African savanna elephant) is the source of this 13284-nucleotide messenger RNA. It is a transcript of the gene PRMT3, whose product is annotated as protein arginine methyltransferase 3. NCBI's taxonomy places the organism in Eukaryota, Metazoa, Chordata, Mammalia, Proboscidea, Elephantidae. Gene Ontology annotation, molecular function: protein-arginine N-methyltransferase activity. Gene Ontology annotation, biological process: peptidyl-arginine methylation. Bases 103 to 1500 code for a protein of 465 amino acids. Gene Ontology annotation, cellular component: nucleus. The transcript has 14 exons. The record is from RefSeq and is a predicted model, not a curated record.
UUCCCCGGCCUGGGGGGCUCGGCAGCGGCUGCGCGGGUACGCGGUGCCCAGCCCGGUGCCUGCCUCCAAGGCGCGCCGGGCUCCCAGGGCACCACCACCACCAUGUGCUCGUUAGCGUCGGGCGCUACUGGCGGCCGGGGCGCUGUGGAGGACGAGGAGGACCUGCCUGAGCUGUCGGACAGCGGCGACGAGGCUUCCUGGGAGGAUGAGGACGAUGCUGCGCUUCCCCACGACAAGCAGCAGACCCCCUGCCUGUUCUGUGACAGGUUGUUCACAUCUGCUGAAGAAACGUUUUCACACUGUAAGUCUGAGCACCAAUUUAAUAUCGAUAACAUGGUCCAUAAGCAUGGGCUUGAAUUUUAUGGCUACAUUAAGCUAAUAAAUUUUAUUAGACUUAAGAAUCCUACAGUUGAGUAUAUGAAUUCCAUAUACAACCCAGUGCCUUGGGAGAAAGAAGAAUAUUUGAAGCCGGUAUUAGAAGAUGAUCUUUUACUUCAGUUUGAUGUAGAAGACCUUUAUGAACCGGCGUCGCUCCCAUUCUCAUACCCCAAUGGACUCAGUGAAAAUGCAUCUGUUAUUGAAAAAUUGAAACACAUGGAAGCCAGGGCACUGUCUGCUGAAGCUGCAUUAGGUAGAGCGCGGGAAGAUCUACAAAAAAUGAAACAAUUGGCUCAGGAUUUUGUGAUGAACGCAGAUGUCAGAACGUGCUCAUCAUCUACCGUUGCCAUUGCGGACCUCCAGGAAGAUGAGGAUGGUGUUUAUUUCAGCUCAUAUGGGCAUUAUGGGAUACAUGAAGAAAUGCUAAAGGACAAAGUACGAACAGAAAGUUACCGAGAUUUUAUAUACCAAAAUCCACAUAUCUUCAAAGACAAGGUUGUUUUGGAUGUUGGCUGUGGAACUGGAAUUCUCUCUAUGUUUGCUGCCAGAUCUGGUGCAAAGAAGGUUCUUGGAGUUGAUCAGUCUGAAAUACUUUACCAGGCAAUGGAUAUCAUAAGACUAAAUAAACUUGAAGAUACUAUUAUACUAAUUAAAGGAAAGAUUGAAGAAGUUCGUCUUCCUGUAGAAAAAGUGGAUGUUAUUAUAUCUGAGUGGAUGGGCUAUUUUCUUCUUUUUGAGUCUAUGUUAGAUUCUGUCCUUUACGCAAAGAACAAAUACUUGGCAAAAGGAGGAUCGGUCUAUCCUGACAUUUGCACCGUGAGUCUUGUGGCAGUGAGCGAUGUGAACAAACAUGCUGAUAGAAUUGCCUUUUGGGAUGAUGUCUAUGGCUUCAACAUGUCUUGCAUGAAGAAAGCAGUUAUUCCAGAAGCUGUUGUGGACAUUUUAGAUCCAAAGACGCUUACUUCAGACCCUUGUUGUAUUAAGCAUAUAGAUUGCCAUACAGCAUCUAUCGCAGAUUUGGAGUUUUCUUCAGAUUUUACCUUGAAAAUCACAAAGACAUCUGUGUGCACGGAAUCCUUGAGAGUUGAAAAAAGCACCAUCUUGAUGAAUGAAAAUCGAUAAAUCUGUAAGGGAAUUCUUAGAAAUUAUUUGUCAUAUCAAUAUUAUUAAGUAAUAUUAUUUCAUAUGUUUUGAUUUUACCCUGAAAAUCACAUGAUGUUCACAUAAAUCAAAGUAGAGCCAAUGUAACACUCAAAUAAAAAUGUCUCAAAAAUUGUGUUUAUUUUACUUAUGGAGCCCUGAGCUCUGGCUGCUAACCAAAAGGCUAGCAGUUCAAAUCCACCAGCCAGUCCUUGGAAAUCCUGUGGAACAGUUUUACUCUGUCCUGUAGGGUUGCCAUGAGUCGGGAUCAACUCCACGGCAGUGGGUUUAUUUUAGUUUUGCGUAUUUUUGAGUUUUAUAUAGACAGAGACAGUUGUUGACUUUCAUUGGAAUGGUAUUUAUUUUCUGGUUUAUUUAUCUGGGUUCUUAGUUUCAGACAACAAAACUCAACCAUUUGUCUGAGCUGAAAGGGCUUUAUUAAAAGGAAUAAGUAAGACCAAAGGUACAGACUGUAUUUUCAACUUUCAGAAAUAACUCCUAGAACCACACCUUAGAACUGGCCUGCUACAAAUCUGCCUCUGGGCCACAGGUAGUAGGGCUUAGAGGGUCCACAGUGGUGGAGGCAGCUUUCUAUUACAGCAGAGGCAGAGUGGUAGCCACCACUAACAACCCCAGAGGAACCAAAACCCUUCACUACCACCCUGCUCCAGGUGCCCUGCCCCCCAGCUCAUGUUGGUCAGUUCCUUCUCCCAAAUCUUCAUUCAGCACAUCUGCUUGGCUGGACUGAGGUCAUGUGAAACUCUACUCGUUCCAAAACCAUUUCCGUCAGGUCGAUUCCAACUCAGAACUCUGGCUAUCACCGCAUCUUAGAAAGUAGUUCUAGCUACAGUACUUUUGUGCUACAGAAAGAGUUUUAUAAAACAAAUACAGAAUUGUUUUCUGCUUCUUUUUAUUUGAAAUGGAGUUCAGGAAGUUCUGUGUUAAAGGAAACUAUCCUUUGAUGAUCUUAGUUUUAUGCUGUAUAAGUGUAAAAUGAUAAUGGGAAGGGGAAAAAAUAGUGUUUAAUCCAGAGAACAUAAGCAAGGUGUUGGUAUUGGAUAAUGUAACUAUCAAAUAGGUGCUUGCUGCAUUUGUCAUUGUACGAUCAAAGCAUUCCAUAAGAAAAGUGAUUGGAAAUAAAUUGUUAUAUUAUCUUACAUCUAUAAAGUACCUUUUAGAUUUACAUUUUUAUUCACAACAUGCCUGACUGAUCUUAAUAUAAAUCUGUUUUGGAAUGAGGCCUGCCUGGGCUUUGGGAAGAAGGUGGCAGGAGGUUGGAAUGGACUUGUGUCUGCCUGGAAACUGCUGAAUAACAGUUGUGUAACACACUUCCACAGGAAUCUGUUGUUUCAAACCAUAGUUAUUGGAUGCAUGCCAGGUACUGAAGAUUGUAGUACUUAGUAUUCAAUGUUAACUCUUCCCAGAUUCUUCUGUGGAUAUAAAUUGUCUUCUUGUGAUGCUAAUAUCUAACAGCCAUUGAACAGUUUCAUGUCAGACAAAGUUCUAAUCACUUUACAAGAAUUAUUUAGUCCUCACAAUAACUGUUUGAGGUUGAGUACUAACAUUAAUCUCAUUUUACAGAUGAAGAAAAAUAAAUCACUGUAAUGUUUUACUUGUGAAAUAAAUUAUCUUUACUCUCUCCUGACCCAAAAAACCUCACUGGGAUUGUACAGACUACUAAAAGAACGUAAAGAAAAUCUUAGGAGUAAGGUAUUCUGGAUGUGAAAGAAACCAGGAUGCAUAUUGUAUUUGAAACCCAAAAAAAACCCAAAACCCACUGCCGUCGAGUUGAUUACGACUCAGCGACCUCAUAGGACAGAGUAAAACUGCCCCCAUAGAGUUUCCAAGGAGCGCCUGGCGGAUUCAAACUGCUGACCUCUUGGUUAGCAGCCAUAGCACUUAACACUACACCACCAGGGUUUCUGUAUUUGAAACAGAUCAGAAAAAUCUUAAAAGUGUUGCAUUUGAGCAGAUUUGAAUAUUUUUUCGUCAGCCAGAAAUUUAGCAGUUGUUGGGUAAGAGAAGGAAAGAGAAUAUAUAUCAUCAAAAUGCUGUCUUCUUACACUCAAAACAAGGAAGGUCAGCCUAAUUGGACUGGAUUAAAAGUAAAGAGGUUUCCGAGAUAAAAUGAAAACUUCAAAGGUCAGCGAAGCAGGGGCUGGGGUCUGGGGAACUUGGUUUGAGGGGACUUCUAAGUCAAUGGGCAAAACAAUUCUAUUAUGAAAACACUCUGCAUCCCACUUUGAAUUGUGGCGCCUGGGGUCCUAAAUGCCAACAAGCGGCCAUCUAAAAUACAUUAAUUGGUCUCAACCCACCGGGAGCAAAGGCAAAGGAAAAACACCAAGGUCACACGACAACUAAGAACCCAAGAGACAGAAAGGGCCACUUGAACCAGAGACCUACAUUAUCCUGAGACCAGAAGAAUUAGUUGGUGCCCGGCCACAAUCGAUGUCUGCCCUGUCAGGGAACACAACAGACAACUCCUGAGGGAGCAGGAGACCAAUGGGAUACAGACCCCAAAUUCUCAUUAAAAGACCACACCUAAUGGUAUGAUUGCGACUAGAGGAAUCCCAGAGACAAUGCUCCCCAGAACUUCUGAUGGCACAGGACAGGAACCAACCCCGAAGACAAAUCAUCAGGCAUGAAAAGCACUGGUCAGUGGGGGGGAGAGAGAUACUGAUGAAGAGUGAGCUAAUUAAAUCAGGUGGACACGGGAGAGUGUGUUGGCAACUCUUGACUGGAGGGGGGAUGGGAAGAUAGAGAGAGAGGGAAGAUGGUAAAAUUGGCACGAAAUGAGAGACUGUAAGGGCUGACUCAAUAGGGGGAGAGCAAGUGGGAGAAGGGAGUAAGAUGUAUGUAAACCUACAUGUGACAGACUGAUUGGAAUGGUAAAUGUUCACUUGAAGCUUAAUAAAAAAAAAAAAUAAAAAAAAAAGACCAUACUUAAUGGUCUGACUGAGACUAGAGGAAUCCCGGUGGUCAUGGUCCCCAAACCUUCUGUUGGCCCAGGACAGGAACCAUUCCUGAAGACAACUCAUCAGACAUGAAAGGGACUGGACAAUGGGUAGGAAAGAGAUGCUGAUGAAGAGUGAGCUAUUUGUAUCAGGUGAACACUUGAGACUGUGUUGGCAUCUCCUGUCUGGAGAGGGGAUGGGAGGAUAGAGAGAGUUGGAAGCUGGCAAAAUUGUCACGAAAGGAGAGACUGGAAGGGCUGACUCAGUAGGGGGAGAGCAAGUGGGAGUACAGAGUAAGGUGUAUAUAAACUUAUAUGUGACAGUUUGACCUGAUUUGUAAACGUUCACUUGAAGCUCAAUAAAAGUUAAUAAAAAACAACAACAACAAAAAAAAAACAAAAAAAAUGCUGUCUUCUUAAAGACUGAGAGGCUUGCUUAAGUGGGGAAAUUUAGUCACAUAGCCCAUCCUCUUUUAGCAGCAGAAAAAAAGUAGAUCUUAGAACUUUUUUUCCUUCGCUCUUUCAGAGUAAGCUUAUAGUUGUUUGAUUAAGCAUCUACGUUUCUUGGAAACCUUUCCCUCCCAGCAUGCUUACUCUAAGCCUGCUAUGGUAAGAUUUUUUGCUUCAUGCUUUUAUUGAGUUUUCAUUAUUUGUGAGCCCUGACUACCCACCCAUCUCAACUCCAGCUAUCUUUUGCUCUUUAGAGUUAUGCCAACUUCUACCACUCUUGCCCAAGCAAUUCCUUAUAGUUCCUUAAACCUGAACUCUAAGGCUUCUUUUGAAUAAAUAGAUUAGCCUCCCUGCUUGCUUGGGAAUAAUCCAUUACAAAAGUAUUAAAAAGAGGAUAAGUGCCUAAUGGGAGCUUUCUUCUUUUACAUAAUCAGGAGAGUUACUGAAGAUAAUUGAGGAAAAAAAAGAGCAAUGCUUGGUAAAGGGAUAAAGUACCUUUGUGAAGGAAGAGGUAUGAUUUUUUUAGAUAGAGUGAAAAGUAUCAGGUUUUGUACUGAUAAGUACACACACCUUUAAGCUGUCAAAUAUAGUCAAUACUUCUUCCUCUUAUGAUUGAAUACAUAGCUAAAAAGUAGGAUGGACAGGUUCUCUGAGUGGUUCAGCCAAUAUAUGCAUAAACAUUUAUUUCUUAAUGAGAUUCUAAAUUUGUGACCUAAUUUAAAAAAUUAGAGUAAAUUGGAUUUUUCAGAGUGCGUUUAAUUUCGAUAGCGUGUGUUUUUUGAUGGCUUUCUCAAGGUUGUUAGAGCCGUUAGUGGAAAAACAUCUCUUUUCUGUGCAGUCUCCCUUCCCCACCACACAGAGAGAGAGGGGACAUUUGAUAGUGUUAUUUAUUUAAUGUUUUGCAUUUAUAAACUUUAUAUUUUGGGAAUUUACUGUGAUGUGAUAUUUAUAUGUAAAUGUCUUGAGUCUUGGUUGCCUAUCAUGGUUAAAUGAAAAUUUUCCAAUGAAUACAAUAACACAUAUGUAGCAAUUUUCUGAGCAUUUUUUAAUUUUAUUAUAUAUUAUUGACAGUUUAAGUAAAAUUACCUUUGUUUUGUGAUGGAGUAGGAAGGUUUAUUUAGCAGCUGACAUUCCAUCUAUCACAUCAGCACGCCUAACCUUGUAAUAAAUGAACUAUAAAGUCCAUUAUUUUUGUGGAAAGUUUAUAUGUGUUCAGAGGCAAAAGGUUUAAGGCUAUAAGAUUUAGAAGCAAUAUGGUUUUUCUUGUGAGUUCUAAUUUAUUUUUAAUGUCAUUUGUGAAAUUGCAUAAUGCUCUCUUACCCUGUGUCUAAGCAGCAUUUGUAUUGGCAUCUAUCUAUAAGCUGGAAACCCACAGGUAUAGACUAGCAUCUCUUUCAUAAUCCUAGGUGUACAUUAAAUGUCUUUUAAUAAUGGUUUUUGUAUAACAAAAUGAAUUAUUUGCCCUAAAAAUGAAAAUAAUUUAAGGUGGUUUUAUCACAUUACAUUCUCACAUACAUUAAAAAUAUCUUUGACAUGUAAAGAUUUUUUAUUUGAUAUAUCAUCUUCCCUUAAUCAUUUUUGUAUUUUAAGUUCAGCAUAGUAUUUUUCUUCUAUUCCACUUUUCUAUUAUCAUGCACUGGAAUUAUGGCUGGUACAGCAAUUUUCAGUUUGUACAAACUUUCCUUAAUAUGCUUUUAACCAUCAUUUAAUAAAGAAUGUUAUUUUUCCUAGGUAUCUUCCUUUUAAUUUAAGUCACUAAAGGUAAACUACUGAAUUGAAUCAGAAACAGCACUCUAUUAUGUUUGUACUUACAAAGCUUUUACAAUAAAGUCCUUAUUGUGGAUUUUAUCAGACUGCAUUAAUAUGAGCACACUGACAUUUGAGAAGUAUUCAAUGUUUUCUUAAUCUUAAUUUUUAAAAUCCUUAUAAUAACUCUGAAUACGAAGAAUUUAUAUUAGUGAAAAGAGCCCUGGUGCUGCAGUGGUUAAGUGCUUGGCUGCUAACCAAAAGAUCAGAGAUUAGAACCCAUUGUCUGCUCUGCGGAAGAAAAGUCCUGACAAUCUGCUUUCGUAAAGAUUACAUUCUAGGAAACCCUAUGGUGCUGUUCUACUCUGCCUAUAGGGUCGCUAUGAGUCAAAAUUGAUUCAGUGGCAUGCAACAGCAAACAACAAUAUUGAUGAAUAUUUCAGUUUAUUAAACAAGUAGUAAAUGUUGACUGUGUGCCAGGUCCAACCAGUUGCCAUCCAGUCAAUUAAAACACCACGUGUUUCAGAGUAGAACGGUGCUGCGUAACUUGUCUAUAAUAUAUGUACAAACAUACACAAACAUUCUCUGCCCUAAAAAGGUCACACUUAAAUGAAAGGAGGCAGGUACUAAGGAUAUUUCAGUAUGAAUACAAAGAUAUGAAUAUAGAAAUAUACGCAUGGUGGUCUGGGACUGGGAACACAGGAAAUAGGUAAUUAAAUUUUAUUGCCAAGGUUCCCUGGGGAAGGAAACGUUUUCCCUCUCCAAGAAAAAAAAAAAUGCAUAUGAUAUAUAUAUUAUUUUAAAUAAGGAAGCCUAUUCAGUCUCCAAGGUUGAAAAGAUUGAAGGAAAAGACUAAAAGUACAGUAGCCAUGUAAUAAAUUCACUUUCGGAUAUUUUCUAUUCAUCCAUUUUUUAGUUCACUGAUAUUUUUUUAUCUGUGUUCUUUCUGCUGUUAAGAUAGGCAUUAAAUAUUAUCAUUUCAGGUAUUGUAUUUUUUAGUUCUAGAAUUUCUAAUUGAUUCACUUCUGCAAUUUUAAAUUUUGGUUCAUCUUUUUACCUAAAUUCCUUAACAUAUUUAUAAUCAUUCUUUUAAGAUCUAUUUACUAAUUCCCUUAGCUUUCUAUGAGUCUGCUGCCUUUGUUUUGAUUAUGAGAAGGAGCCCUGUUGGCACAGUGGUUAAGUGCUCAGUUGCUAAGUGAAAGGUCAGCAGUUCAAACCCACCAACCACUCUGCAGGAGAAAGAUGUGACAGUCUGCUUUUGUAAAGAUUAAAAAAAAAAAAUCUUUUGUAAAGAUUACAGCCUUGGAAACCCUAUGGGACAGUUCUUCUCUGUCCUAUAGGGUCACUAUAAGUCAGGAUCAGCUUAAUAGGCAAUAGGUUUAUGGGUCAAGUUUUCCUGUUUCUUCUCAUAUUUCUUAAUUUUGUAUUUUAGCUAGACACUGUAUAAAAGAAUGGUAUAUACUAUAUAGGUGAUAUUUUCCCUAGAAGGGCUUCCACUUUGUCAGGCAGCUAGGGUGAGGGAUUGAUCUUUGUUCCAAUCAGUUGAUCUUGGUCAGGACUAAGUGCCGCUUCCCUUGGUUUAUGUUGCCAUGAACAUUGAUGAGGCCUCUUCCUCCUGCCAAUUUCUUGCAUAGACCACCAAAAAGAAACAAAGCUGAGUUUAUAGUUCACCACAGUAAGGGAGACCACUACCAUGACAAUCUCAGUAUCAUCUCAGAACUAGGAAGACAGAGCCAGGGGUUUGGGGCAUCUGAUUUUCUGUAGGUCUCCCAGUGCAGGAGUGAAAGAUUGGAAGAAAGGGAGAAAAAGUCCUGAUUGGGAUUAGGAUUUAGCGUGGUUCAUGACCUAGUACUUGAGAAUUGGUAGACACACAGUGAGGGGAGUCAUGAAGAAUAUAAAGCCUAGUUGUGCCAUCUGUCCCUGGGAAGAGGGUAUUUAUUUACUUUCAUGAGGGUUAGUUGAGAAGUCUUUUGUUCAGGUAAGUGGAUUUUCUUGAGGUGCCUGAAACAAACAACCUCAUCUUCUAGGACAAGAGUUUCUGGAAUAGCAGUGAAUUGACAUGUUAUUGGUGACAGUGAACUGUGUGGUUGCAGGUGGUUUCAGCUUUGAGAGCUAAGCACUGCAAGAAAACAUCUCUCUGUAACUGGUUUGCAACCCAGCCACCAGCUUCAUCCAUCUUUUUUUUUUUUUAUAAUACCUCUUAAGGGUCACUGUCAAUCAGAAUUGACUCAAUGGCAACAGGAAAAGUAAAAUCAAGGAGAACUGGCGUGCAGAAAGAAGUACCUCUGCCUUUCUGGCUCACCCAGAUUGCAGUGUACAAGGCUAAUCUCCCCCACCCCCUCAAAAAGAAAAAAACAUUUAUGUUGAUUGAUUCCGAUGCAUAGUUAUCCUGUAGGACAGUGUAGAACUGCCCCACAGGAUUUCCAAGGAGCGGCUGGUGGAUUCGAACUGCUGACCUUUUGGUAGCAGCCGAGCGCUUAACCACAGUGCCACCAGGGCUCCAGCUAACCCGUGCCACCACUUAAAAUUGGUUCAUUUCUCCUGGUCUCAGCAGAGUUCCUGUGCCUAUGACAUUUUUGUUACUUUGACUACCCAUGGCCCCAGACUCGGGUAAAUGCUCUCAGGGAUGAAAGCCACUAACUUGUAUCUGCUUAACUAGCAUGGAUUCACCUUUCUUCUGGAAAUAGUUUAUUUAAGCUUCUUUGUAUCCAGGGCUCUUUGAUGGUUUUAAUGAAAAAAUAUGAAUAGUUUAUUAAAAAAAAAAAAAUUUUUUUUGGUUACAUUAGAGUGAGGGUCUUCUGCAUCUGGCUACAUCCUACUAGGAGCAGAAGUCCCUGAAUAAAUUGUUUUUAAAAGCCCAGUCUGGAAAAUAAAUUUGAACCUAUAUAUUCAGAAUUUUUAAAACGUUAGAAAAAGUAAAUUAACCAAAGUUAAUCAGUGAAAUUGCUGGGUCAUAUGGUACUUCUGUGUUUAACUUUUUGAGGAACCGCCAGACUUUUCCACGGUGGCCACACCAUUUUACAGUCCUUCCCAGCAAUGGGUGAAGGUUCCAGUUUUUUCCCAUCCUCAAGGAGAGCAUUUGUUGUUUUUGAUUUUUCUGUUAGCCAUCCUAGUGGGAAUGAAGUGGCAUCUCAUUGUGGUUUUGAUUUGCAUUUCCCUAAUGAUAAUGAUGUUGAGCAUCUUUUCAUGUGCUUGUUGGCUGUUUGUAUUUCUUUUUUGGUAAAAUGUCUAUGCAGGUCUCUUGUCCAUUUUUUGAUUGGGUUGUUUUAUUGUUGUUAAGUUGUAGGAGUUCUUUAUAUAUUCUGGAUAUUAAACCCUUACCAGAUAUAUGGUUUCCAAAUAUCUCCUCCUAUUUUGUAGAUUUUCUCUUUACUUUUUUGAUAAAUUCCUUUGAUGAACAAAAGUUUUUUUUUUUAUUUUAAUGAGGUUCAGUUUAUCUGUUUUGUUGUUCUUGCUUUCAGUGUCACAUCUAAGAAUAUAUUGUCAAAAACUACGCCCCAAACCAUUAUUCUUGUGAUUAGUUCUAAGAGUUUUAUGGUUUCAAUUUUUAAGUUUAGGUUCUUGAUGCACUUUGAGUUAAUUUUCAUAUACAGUGUGAGGUAUGGGUCCAACUUCAUUCUUUUACAUGUGGAAAUCCAGUUGUCCUGUCACCAUUUAUUAGAGAGUAUUAUUCCCCCCAUUGAAUGGACUUGCCUUCCUUGUUGAAAAUCAGUUGACCAUAGAUGUAUGGGUUUAUUUCAGGACUCGCAGUUCUAUUCCACUGGCCCAUAUGUCUAUCAUUAUACCAGUACUGGACUGUUGAUUACUAUAGCUUUAUGGCAUGUUUUGAAAUCAGGAAGUGUGAGUCCCACUUCGUUCUUCUUUUUCAAGAUGACUUUGCAUAUCUGGGGCCCCUUGCAAUUCCAUAUAAAUUUGAGAAUUAACUUUCCCACUUCUGCAAAGAAGGCUGCUGGAAUUUUGAUAGGGCUCACAUUGAGUCUAUAGAUCAUUUUGGGUAGUAUCAAUAUCUUAAGAAUAUAAAGUCUUCCAAUCCAUGAAUAUUUAUUUAAGUCUUUUUUAAUUACUUUCAGCAGUGUUUUAGAGCUUUCAGUGUACAAGUCUUUCACCUCCCUGGUUAAUUUUAUUCCUAGGUAUUUUAUUCUUUUAGAUGAUCUUUUAAAUGGAAUUGUUUCCUCGAUUUCCUUUUCAGAUUACUCAUUGCUGGUGCAUAGAAACCCAACUAAUUUUUCUGUGCUGACUUUAUACCCUGCCAUUUUGCUAAUUUUUUAUUAGCUCUAAUAACUUUUUUGUGGAUUUUGGAGGGUUUUCUAACUCUAGGAUCAUGUUGUCAGUGAAAAAGGAUAGCUUUACUUCGGUUUGGUUCUGGUUCCCAAUUUGGAUAACAUGUACUUCUUUUUCUUGCCUAAUUAAGUCUCAUUAAGACUUUCCAGCACAAUAUUGAAUAGCAGUGGUAAGAGCCAGUGUCUUUGUCUUGUUCCUGAUCUUCAGGGGAAGGCUCUCAGUCUUUCUCCAUUGAGUAUGAUGUAAGCCACGGGUUUUUCAUAGGUGCCCUUUAUCAGAUUGAGGAAUUCCCUUUCUGUUCCUAGCUUGUUGAGUGUUUUUAACAUGGAAGGAAAGGUACAGAAUUUCAUCAAAUGCCUUUUCUGCAGUGAUUGAAAUGAUCAUGUAGUUCUUUUCGUUUGCUCUUACCAUAUGAUGCAACAGUUUCACUCCUAGGUAUAUACGCAAAAGACUGCAAGGAUGCAGAUAUUUUUACACCAGUGUUCUUUGCAGCACUAGUCACAGUAGCCAAAAAGUGGACACAACCCAAGUGUCUAUCACCAGAUGAAUGAAAUAAAUGCUACAAUAUGUAUGAACCUUGAAAACAUAACUGAGUGAAGUUAGUCAAACACAUAAAGGACAAAUAUUGUACAAUCUCACUUGUGAUAUGUCUAGGAUAGGCAAAUGCAUAGAGACCAAAGUUUACUGGUGAUUACCAGGGCCAAGUGGCACAGUUAUUGCUUAAGAGUCCCUGAGAUGCUGUUAAGGGUGAUGAAAAAGCUUGGAAACAGUGGUGAUGGUUGUACAACAUGGGGAACAUAAUUAAUGUCACUCAAUUGUAUGCAUAAAAACGGUUGAAAUGGCAAAUGUUUUGUUAUAUAUAUAUUACCAGUUUUUUUUAAGUUAAUCAGUGAGCUAAAAAUAAAUUGCAUAUUACUUUUCAAUUCACAGUUUGACUUCUUUUUUUAAAAAUAAUAUACUUGAUAAAUGGUUGAAAAAGGUUUAAGACACAUUGGUAAUUUCAGCUUUGGAUUCAGUAAAAAAACGAGUCUUUGGGUUAUUCCCGGUUUUUUAAGGCUAAUUAAUGCAAAUGCUGUUGAAAGAAACUAAAUGUUUACAGUGCAAACUUUACUAGUCCUCUAUCAUAGUACUCUUUGUUUUCUUUUUACUUUUUAAUUAAGCUUUAAAUUUUUCUAAUAGUUUAAGAAAGAGACAUCAAGAUGAGCCAUUUCUUUGCAAUUGGGUUCUUUAAACCUUUUUUGAAGGCUUUUGAAAAAAUCUCUUGACAGUAGAAACCUGCUAAUUCCAAACUCAUUCCAGGGUAUUAAAUCAGUUCUUACUACUUCAGGAUGUAAAUUGACCUAAUUUUGACCUUGCAAAGCUAAUCAGCUAAAGAAACUAAUUAUUAAAACACAUCUGUGCAGCUUAGAAAUAGUAAGAUUUGUUUUGAACUUGCAUCAUAGAUUUUAGUGGGACAUCUGGUAUAUAUUUUAAUAGGCAUCAUUAAGUGAAUUUUAUGUCUUGUGGGGAGAGCAUCUCUAAUUCUGUGAUUCUACCUCUACAGUCAGUUUUAGAUUUCUCUUUGUGUGAAUGACCAUAUGAUCUAGAGCAUGGUCCUGAACUUCCUACUCUUCCCUGAAACUCGAACCUUUGGAGUUGGGCUAAAAUGGUGGAAAAACACUUAAAUCUCUUUAUUUUCAGGAAAUGUUUUUUGAGUAGCAUUAUGUGCAAAGAGCUUUGAGGCAUUGAGAAAAUAGUAGUAAGCCGAGAGAGUUCUUCUACUCAUAUGAUACUAAUGGGGGAGACAGAUAUUAAAAUUCACACUAUGGAUAUUAGAUAACACCAAAGAAUUGUUAAGAAUAAUUGUAGGCAAUGUAGUUAUAUAAGAAAAUGUGCGUUUCUUUAGGCUUUUUAAAAUAUGGAUGUCUUCAGCCCAUUCUUUAUAUGUAGUUGCCCUCCCAUCUAUUUUCAUACUCUCUGCUUGGAAACAUACUAUGAAGAAAAAUUUAGUUUUUAAAAAGACAGAUGUUUCCCACCUCAUAUUAACUUUGGGGUAUAUGUUCAUUGAGUAGAGUAAUGGAAGGAAUCAUCUGCAAUAUUUAAAUCAUUAUUUAAACCUAGUCAAGGAGAAUGUAAAAUCUAUAAAAUAAGGAACCCUGAAGUUGAGUAAAAUAAUUUGUCCAUAGAGUCAGUAGAGAUUCAUGCUCCUGAUGUUCUUUUAAAGGCCAUGCUGUAAAUAAUGACUCUAAAGCUACAUUUUUUUAAAUUCAUUAACACUGAUUCUAAAGCCUCCUAUUGAGUUGUAAAAGAAUUUGAACAUGAAAUUGUUCUAAAAUAGAAUUUGGAAUGUUGAAAUU